CUUCACUCCAUCACUAGUGGAGAGCAUCCAUGGCGUCUUCUUCUUCCUCUUCGCUCUUCUGCUACCUCUUUCUCUCUGUUCUCUCAGUCUCUUCAGCACUGGCGAGUAAUCCCGGCGGCGGGUGCUUCAUUAACGCAAUCUACAGCUUCGGCGACUCGAUUGCCGACACCGGAAACCUUCUCCGAAUGGGUCCGGGGGGCGUCUUCAAUCCCAUUGGGCAUUUGCCCUAUGGACUUAGCAUGAAGAAGAGAACCCCCACAGGCCGGUGCUCUGAUGGCCUCCUUAUAAUCGAUUAUCUUGCAAUGGCUCUGAAUCUUUCACUGAUCAACCCCUACAUGGAUAAAACAUCAAAAUUUGAUGAUGGAGUCAAUUUCGCCGUCGCUGGAGCUACAGCUCUUGAUGUGCCAUUCUUCAUGUCAAAUGAUGUUAUCAUGCCCUAUGCUGCAAGUUCUAUUGGAAUUCAGCUCAGCUGGUUCAAUACCCAUCUCAGUAGUGUUUGUUCAACAAGGGAAGAAUGUAGUAAGAAGCUUGAGAGGACUCUUUUCUUGCUUGGAGAAAUUGGGGGAAAUGACUACAGCUUUGCAUUCUAUCAAGGGAAAUCAAUCGAAGAUGUUGCAACUUUUGUUCCACAAGUUGUUCAACUCAUAGUAGACGCAGUCAAGCAUGUGAUUGAAGCUGGAGCUGUUCAUAUUAUUGUACCUGGCAAUUUUCCAAUUGGAUGCUUUCCAAGCUUUUUGGUGAAUUAUAAAGGCAAAGGUGCAAAAGUAUAUGACAGAAACAAUUGCAUCAAGGAGCUGAACACAUUUUCACAGGUCCACAACAAGAAACUGCAGAAAGCGCUUGAAAGCUUGGGAGAGGCUUAUCCUCACGCCAACAUUCUCUAUUCUGAUUACUAUCAAGCUUUCAUGAACCUCAUUGACAAGGCUUCCAUUCUUGGUUUUGAUGAAAGCUCAUUACUUAAAUCAUGCUGUGGGGGUGGUGGACAAUACAAUUUUGAUAUAAACAUGAUAUGCGGAAUGCCAGGUGCAUGGCCCUGCUCUGAUCCCUCAAAAUACAUAAGCUGGGAUGGCAUUCACUUGACACAAGCAGCUUAUAAAAACAUGGCCCAAGCUCUGAUUGACAAAUUUAUAUUCCCAACCUCCAAGUUUCAGAAAAUAUGGAAGUGUUGAAAGUAGCAACAUGUAAAUGCAAAAAAGAAGAGUGAAAAUGUAAAAUAAUUUGAAUGAUUUGAAAUGAUGUAAGUAGUGUAUGAGGGAUUAGUUAAAAUCUAUAUUUGCACUAUUUCUAAGGCACAUUUAAUAUUUUUGUGAUGUGUUUUGAUCUCCAAUUUGAUAAUAAUAG
Messenger RNA from Phalaenopsis equestris, 1341 nucleotides. Its product is annotated as acetylajmalan esterase-like. Gene Ontology annotation, molecular function: hydrolase activity, acting on ester bonds. Bases 30 to 1169 code for a protein of 379 amino acids. The record is from RefSeq and is a predicted model, not a curated record. Lineage: Eukaryota; Viridiplantae; Streptophyta; Magnoliopsida; Asparagales; Orchidaceae. The transcript is spliced from 5 exons.